This is a messenger RNA of Adineta ricciae, 786 nucleotides long. The record is from the annotation of a GenBank genome assembly. Lineage: Eukaryota; Metazoa; Rotifera; Eurotatoria; Adinetida; Adinetidae.
AUGAGUUCGCUCCGAGUACAAAAGCGACUCGCUUCAUCCAUCUUAGGAUGUGGCAAGAAAAAAGUCUGGCUCGAUCCCAAUGAAGCCAACGAAAUUUCCAAUGCCAACACUCGUCAAAGUGUACGUAAAUUAAUUAAAGAUGGUUUAAUUAUCAGAAAACCAGUGGCAGUUCACUCACGUUUUCGUACACGUAAGAACAUCGAAGCUCGCCGUAAGGGUCGACAUAUGGGUCAUGGUAAACGAAAAGGUACGGCCAACGCACGUAUGCCAACCAAAAUCCUCUGGAUUCGUCGUAUGCGUGUUUUACGUCGUUUAUUGAAAAAAUAUCGUGCUGCCAAGAAGAUCGAUCGUCACUUAUACCAUGAACUCUACUUGAAAUGCAAAGGUAACGUUUUCAAAAACAAACGUGUACUGAUGGAAUUUAUCCACAAGAAGAAAGCUGAAGUUCAACGUACGAAGAUGCUUUCCGAUCAAGCUGUCGCUCGUCGUGAACGUACAAAGGAAAAACGUGUUCGCCGUGAACAACGUAUUCUCCAAAAACGCACUGAACUUUUGGGUAAACAUCAAGAUGAUGAUGAUACAAAUGUAGCUGUUCAACAAGCUAUUGAACAAACAGCUGUUGCAACACCAGCAUCGCAAGCUCAACCCAAAGCAUCAACAAAGACAGCUGCUAAACAAGAAAAGAAAGAACAACAACCAGCUAAAACUCAACAACCGGCCAAAGCUCAACCACCAGCCCAACCACAACAACCGGUUAAACAACAAACACAACCAAAGAAGAAAUAA